AUGUCGAUGGAGUCCUCUUUCAACGCCGUAGAGCUCCGGGAGCUGCGGGGCGGAGGAGGCCGGCGAGGCGAGUCCCCGACGCCGGCCUCAGCGCCCUGGACAGCGGCCACGGUGGGCUGCGCCGCCCGGGGCUUCGAGAACGCCUCCUACCAGCAGGAUGAUGAGCAGGACCACCAGCAGCAGGGGGCGCCAUUGUCGGCAGGUUGUCAACCCUCAACUUCAGGCAGUGUGAAGGGUGAGCAGCUGCAUCAGGAGCUCCCUCCGCGGCCAUAUGAUGAAGAGGAAGGAGGUGGAGGGCAGGAGGACGGCCAGGACUUCGCCGAGUUCAACCCCGCUGACGACCACUCGGCGGACUACGGCUUCAUCUUUGCUCUGGUGUUCCUGGUGAGCGGAAUCGUCCUGGUGGUCAUCGCCUACACCAUCCCCCGAGAGGCCAAAGUCAACCCGGACUCCGUGUCGGCCCGCCAGAUGGAGAAGCUGGAGAUGUACUACGCUCAGCUGGGCUCCCACCUGGACAAGUGCAUCAUCGCGGGCCUGGGCCUGCUGACCCUGGGGGGGAUGUUCCUGUCUGUGCUGCUCAUGGUGUCCAUCUGCCGGGGCGAGAUGUACCGACGCAGGGCGGCAUUUGUUCGACCCAAGAGGACUUACGGCUCCAUCAACCUGAUGAUGAAGCAGCUGGCGACCGGAGAGGCAGGAGGAGGCGAGGGCGGGGACGGAGGUGAGGAGUUUUUGGUGGAACAUGCUGACACGCGGGACUCCAAAUCAGAACCAGGACCAGGCAGGCACCCUCCUCCAGCUGCUUCCUCCUCUUCUUCUUCUUCAGCUGCCGCACAUGGAGUCGACUAG
Molecule: messenger RNA, 846 nt
Organism: Chelmon rostratus (copperband butterflyfish)
Lineage: Eukaryota; Metazoa; Chordata; Actinopteri; Chaetodontiformes; Chaetodontidae
Gene: tmem74b
Product: transmembrane protein 74B
Exons: 2
Coding region: 1-846 (281 amino acids)
Source: RefSeq, a predicted model, not a curated record